AUCUAUAAAUGGAAACACUAGCUAACCAGAAAUUAUCGCCAGGGCUCCUGAUAGUGUCCUAGGCUCUUACAACGUGGAAUGCCUGACAUUAUCUAACAUGCAAGCAUGUCAAAUCAUUUUCUAGACAGAAUCUGGACCUCUCUCUUUUUCCUUCUCUUUCUCCCCAUCUCUCUCAUUCUUUCAGCAUGGAAUUGGAAAAGCAUGAACCAGGAAGCUCACUAGAGAAGAACCAGAAUUUAGUGGAGAGAGUGACGGUCUCUCCUGGAGAUUCUGAAGCCAAACCUCUGAUCUUCACAUUUGUCCCCACUGUCAGAAGACUACCAACCCACAUUCAGUUGGCUGACACUUCCAAAUUCCUUGUUAAAAUUCCUGAGGAACCAAGUGAUAAGAGUCCAGAAAGAGUAAAUAGGUGUGAGUACAGUGGCCAUAUGACCUUCAGCUGUGACAGCCAACAGGAGAGAGACCAGAGGAUACUGGCUUAUCCCUCGGAGGUCAGUGGAAGGAACUCACAAGGAAAGAAAUUUGAUACGAACGAACCACAAGGAAUGCAGAAAGGCGACCUCUUCAAAGCAGAGUAUGUUUUUAUUGUGGAUUCUGAUGGGGAAGAUGAAGCUACAAGCAGACAAAGUGAACAAGGCACCCUGGGGGGAACCGGCAACAUAGCUACCCGGCCCAAGUCUCUGGCUAUUUCUUCCAGUCUGGCCUCUGAUGUGGUGCGUCCCAAAGUACGUGACGUUGAUCUCAAGGCCUCAACAUAUCCCAAAAUUCCUCAUGGAAUGGCCCCUCAGCAAAAGCAUGGACAGCUAACUUCUCCCACUACCUCUGAGCAGCUUGCUCAUAAACCACCUGCUUUCUCCUUUGUUUCUCCAACUAAUCAGAAAACGCCACCGGUCCCAGCUAACGUCAGCGGAGCCUCUGUGCGAGAGGAGUUUCACACUCGCAGGCUGGAUGCCGCAGGGGCCUCAGUGGAAGAAUCAGCUACGUAUUUUCACACUACUGCUCACGAGUCCCCCCUUUCUGCGUGGAGGGGCGCCUCGUCAUUAUUAUUUCCCCCUUCCACACAACUGCCCGGUUCUGGUUCAUGUGGCUCAAAUGUUGCUGCUCACACACCUGGGCUGGCAUCCGAAGCACAGAAGAAAAUGUCAACUUCGCAUGUCCUUGAUCCCAGGGAAGAUCUGAAAACCUCUCCUUCACCUGCCUCUGGUGCUUCUCUGAAGUCACCUUCAGCUUCCUACAUACCGGUCCGCAUUGUCAUGCAUUCUCUGUCUCCAAGUCCCAAACCACUUACCUCCUCUUCCUAUGGCUCCUUAUCUACUGUCUGUAGCCGAAUGUCCUCCAGUGGAAAUCUUUCAAAGUCAGGGCUCAAGUCCCCGGUACCCUCUCGGCUCUCUCUCCUCACUGCUAUCCUCAAAUCAAACCCUUCUCACCAAAGGCCUUUAUCCCCUGCAUCCUGCCCAACCUUCUCUCUCAAUUCCCUGGCCUCAUCCACUCUCACGCUUGAUCAAAAAGUAAAGCAAACUUCACCCACACCUAAGAAAUCUCUCUCAAGUUGCUCCUUGACAGCUGGGUCUACAGAGCAAGGAGAACACCAGGCUUCUUCAGAGACCCACCCACCCUGCCACCUCCCAUUCUUUUCCAAGGCUACCCCACUCUCUCAGAUGUACCCCCUCUCUCCACUAGCCCCCGACAGUAGCAGCUAUGCUUCUACAAAUAUAGAGAAGAUACCACGAGGCACCCCGAGGAACAGUCCAACACUAUCCCAGUUACAGACUGACACGUCCGGUUUUGCUGAUGUCCCUCCAGUCACACCGGGCUCAUCCCCUCUUUCUUCUUCGGAGGGCAGACAGGAUGGUAACCUCAGGAGUCCAGAAAAGAACAGGAAUACUUGCACACACCCUUUCCCCUCAUUAUCCUCUGCAUCUCCUGUUAAUGAGAGCACUGCCCUUUCCUCUCUAGAGAAACGUUUCCACCCCUCCCCAGCGCUCUCAGACCUGAUAGACAGGUCCAAAAGAGCUUGCUCUCAACAGCACCCAGGCCGGGGGUUGAGCCCUUCGGUUCCUUCUGAUCCUCCUACCUCCCAUGCUAGCUCUGCUUGUCAUCCCAACUUAGGGCUCUCCAUUCUUCCUCCUGAGAGUUCACUCACCCGGGUCCUCCAGCCUAGUCCUUCAGAACUGCACCUAAGUUAUGGCAGUGGUACAUGUCCUUCAAGAACUGGACUGCCAGAAAGCAUAAUAUCCAACCACAGCUCACUUGUUCCAACCCCAUCACUUCCUGUCUCUCUAACAAGAACCAAGGAGCUGAUCUCACCUUGCGCACUGUCCAUGUCAACAGACUCUGAAAAUAAGAAGCCCAAGCAAUACAAGACCAAGUCAAGCUACAAGGCUUUUGCAGCAAUCCCUACAAACACAUUGCUCUUGGAACAGAAGGCACUAGAUGAACCAGCCAGGACUGAAAGCAGCUCCAAGGCCAGCGUGUUAGAUCUGCCAGUGGAGUUGUGUUUCCCUGCACAACUCAGGCAGCAAACUGAAGAGCUCUGUGCUACUAUUGACAAGGUCUUGCAGGACUCCUUGUCUAUGCAUUCUUCUGAUUCUCCUUCACGGCCCCCACAGAAAAUGUUGGGUUCUGAAACCAUCAAAACUCCUACAACUCAUCCAAGAGCAGCUGGUCGAGAAACCAAAUAUGCAAAUCUUUUAUCAUCAUCUUCUACGGCGUCUGAAAGUCAGCUGACUAAGCCUGGAGUAAUUCGCCCAGUACCUGUCAAAUCCAAGCUACUACUGAGAAAGGAGGAAGAAGUUUAUGAACCCAACCCCUUCAGUAAAUACCUUGAAGACAACAGUAGCCUGUUUUCUGAGCAGGAUGUGGCCAUCCCUCAUAGGCCUGUUUCUCUCCAUCCUUUAUAUCAGUCUAAACUCUACCCUCCUGCUAAAUCCCUGCUGCAUCCACAGACCUUAUCUCAUGCUGACUGUCUUACCACCGGACCCUUCGGUCAUUUGUCCUCCUUCUCACUGAGGGAUGAACAGGAGAAAUCCCCCACUCUACUUAGUCAGAACACAUGCAAUAAGCUGGGCAUCUUUUCUGUGAAGCUGGGUCAUCCCAUGGUGACAAUUCCUGAACAUGACACUCUUGACUCUAAAGAGUGAUGAAUUUGGAGCAGAAGUGAAAACCAUUUUGCUGAAGAGUUUUGGAAUGCCGGUGCUAACCAUUUGCUAGAUUUCACUUGUGCUUUUUCAGAAUGAUGCUCUGUUGAUGAGCUCAGUCCAGCAGAAGAACCUGAAAGGUUUGCUGCAGCCACAUAGCAUCGGUACACUUGCAAAACCCAGAGCAGGAUGAUAGACCUGUAGCUUCUAGCAUUGCCGUUCAAGCCUAUAAUGCCUUCUAUAAAGUUGACAGCAAUACUAAUGCACCCCUAUGUUAAGCAGCUAAAUAAAGAAAAAUUAUAACUGAAUACAAAAUGACUGGGACUAUUUUUUCAAAUGGUCGUUUUGUUACUGUAAACAUUACUAACUGAAUCAAGUUUCAUUAUUGAGAGCAUAUCUCAGAGGAUGCUGAUACUUUAGGGGCCAUCAACAAAACUGUAAACAAGAGUAAGGUGGUACUUUUCAUAAUGCAUGCUGCUUCCUAAACUGUUAGGGUCUGACAUGUUGUAUGGACUGUGUCCAAGGGACAGCCCAAGGGUAAUGACCAAUAUUGUGCUGGGAUGACUUGAGCAGUCAUGUCUUUGCUUUUGGCUACAUGAUUCUUAUGAAAACCAUCUCACAGGUGGUGCUCCCACAGAGCAAACCCACACUACGAUGGCAGUCUCAAGAGGCUGGUCGUUCCACCGCUGCUGCCAACCCUACUGAGCAUGCUCCACUUGUCUCCCAGUUGUCACCCCAGCAGUUGAUCCUGGUUUUCUCUAGUGAUUUCCUUCUUCUGCCCCUAGGGAAGACCAAGACAACACCCACCAGAGAGUUCUCAGCAGUUCCCAGCAGCAAACUUCAGGUAGCAAUGGAGCCUUUGCAAAAUCUCUUUGACUUUGGCAUGUAGCUCACACUUCCUGAGAGACAGAUUUCCAUUACUGCUUCUCACUCCCACUGCUUCCUCAGCCCAGCCACCCCACUCAAAGGAGGUUGCUAUGAAGGAGCAACAGGAAUCAGAAUGCUCCAUUACCAGCUAUCAGGUGGUACCUGGGAAAUGUAAACUUUUUUUGGCUUCCCCUACUAGUAUUAGAAAUGCGUAUCUUCUCGGUAAAGAUAUCUGCUCUUUCAUCUUCCCCAAACAACUACACCAUCUCCAUGAACCACUUAAUAGGUCUCAACAUUCACUGAGUCUUGUUAUACAACAUUUACCACAAGUUCUUAAGAUGCAUUUGAAUUAAUAUUCAUAAUGAAUUAUUUUGUGAGGCAGAUGAUAUCUUUACCUAUGUUUUAUGUUUGCAAAAGUAGGCAUAUCCAAAUGCUUAAAUCAAGCUAAUAAAUGGUAGGGGUAGAAAGACAGGUAAUUUGAUUCUAGUAUAUUCACCAAUAUACUUUCCUGAUGUUUCAUUCAUUAAUUCAUUUACUCAUUCAUUCAAUUGUUGAGUUGGUCAUAUAAUUGUUUAUAUUUGGGCAAAUUCCUUUCUGUAUUUAAUUAUUAAUUUGUAACUGUUAUUUAUAGUAUUUUCCAUUUUUCCCUUGCAGAAGGCAAAUGUCCUUAUGUGCCUGAUGUUUAUGUAUGUUUGAAGAUGUUUUGUUUUUUGGCAUAAGUAUUUAAUAAAUGUAAAUUUUAUUGCCUACAUUGUUUCCAAUAUAGGUGUACCCAUUUUUAUUCCUACCAGAUAUUCAACACCUGUAAAGGCAACUUUUUAUAUGCAAAGGUUGUUUGAAUGUAGUAUCCUAUUCAUCUAGUUUUCAAAGGCUUGUGUUAGCCAUUUUAUGUUGUGACAAAAUAACAGGCAUCAACAAUUUGAGAGAGGGAGUGACACUUAAGCCCAUAGCCCCAUUGAUUCUAGGUCCAUGGUGAGGUAGAAUAUCAUGGUGGCUGGAGUUUGCAGAACAGAGUGAGUCUGUUCACUCCAUGGGGGUUAGCAAGAAGAGAGAUAGGAAGGGAUAAGUUGUAAUAAAGGCACGACUCCCAGUGUGCUAGGACUCACCCCUAAAAUGUCUAGAACCUCUCAAAAUAGUGCCAUCCACUGAGAACCAA
Messenger RNA from Peromyscus leucopus (white-footed mouse), 5160 nucleotides. RefSeq names its product muscular LMNA interacting protein (gene Mlip). The record is from RefSeq and is a predicted model, not a curated record. The transcript is spliced from 14 exons. Lineage: Eukaryota; Metazoa; Chordata; Mammalia; Rodentia; Cricetidae. Gene Ontology annotation, molecular function: transcription corepressor activity; lamin binding. Gene Ontology annotation, biological process: negative regulation of transcription by RNA polymerase II. Gene Ontology annotation, cellular component: PML body; nuclear envelope; sarcolemma. The coding region runs from base 186 to 3140 and encodes 984 amino acids.